AUGAGGCUGAUAUUGCUCACCUUAUUCUUGAUUGCCGCUGUCGAUGGAGGCAUUGUAGACAAAGUAAAAGGAGUGUUCUCUGGCGAUGGUAGUUUUGGACAGAAACUAAAGAAUGCAACUAUCGUUGGAUUCAAGAAGCUCUUCGAAAACACGGCACUGUUCAAAAUCCGCGACAAGAUCAGAAGUAUGAAGGACAAGGUUUUGAAGACAUUGGAGUUAACACCAAAAAUGAUGAAAUCGCUCGAGGAAAGGUUGAAGGUGGACUGGCUAAGUCAAUUCAAUAAAGAAACAACGAAAACAAACGACAACUACAACAUGACAUACGAUUACGGCAGCAUUAUGCACUACGGUGGAACUAGUGCAUCGUUCAACAAAAAAGCCAACAAUGGUUCCGUUUCGAUAUCGACUAUCAGCAAACGCUUGGGUCUCCAUUCAUUUCUUUCAUCGAGCUUUCAAUGCUUAAUGAACACUACGGAUGCAAAGAAAAUUGCAAAAAAACCACAUCGGUCCAAUGCGAAAUGGGUGGAUUUCCUCAUCCUCGAGACUGCCAAAAAUGCAUCUGCCCCGCCAUCAUCAGGGUGUGGCGAUACAAUUAAAGCUUCGUCUGAUUGGACGAGACUUGAGAAUACUGUCGGCCUUGGCCGUGAUGAGCAAGAAGACUUUGAGACAUGUCACUACUGGAUUGAAGUGAGUUUUGUACCCUCAAAAAGUUAG
This is a messenger RNA of Cooperia oncophora, 714 nucleotides long. Lineage: Eukaryota; Metazoa; Nematoda; Chromadorea; Rhabditida; Trichostrongylidae. The record is from the annotation of a GenBank genome assembly.